AUGCAGGGAGCCAACCUCUCAGCAGUGACUGAAUUCAUCCUCAUCGGCUUCUCCACCUUCCCCCACCUUCAGCUGAUGUUCUUCCUGCUCUUCCUGCUGAUGUACCUGUUCACGCUGCUGGGGAACCUCUUCAUCAUGGUCACCAUCUGGAGCGAGCGCAGCCUCCACACGCCCAUGUACCUCUUCCUGUGCGCCCUCUCCAUCUCCGAGAUCCUCUACACCGUUGCCAUCAUCCCGCGCAUGCUGGCCGACCUGCUCUCCACCCACCACACCAUCGCCCUCAUGGCCUGUGCCAGCCAGAUGUUCUUCUCCUUCAUGUUUGGCUUCACCCACUCCUUCCUGCUCACCGUCAUGGGCUACGACCGCUACGUGGCCAUCUGCCACCCCCUGCGCUACAACGUGCUCAUGAGUCCCCGUGACUGUGCCUGCCUGGUGGCCUGGUCCUGGGCUGGAGGCUCCAUCGUUGGGUUACUGGUGACAUCUGCCAUUUUCCAACUCACCUUUUGUGGACCCAGUGAGGUCGGCCAUUUUGCUUGUCAUGUGCCCCCACUAUUGAAGUUGGCCUGUGGUACUGAUGUACAAGUAGUGGCCAUGGGCGUGGGCCUGGUGUGUAUCACUGCCCUGCUGGGCUGCUGUCUCCUCAUCCUCCUCUCUUAUGCCUUCAUCGUGGCCGCCAUCUUGAGGAUCCCCUCAGCCGAGGGCCGGCACAAGGCCUUCUCCACGUGUGCGUCCCACCUCACCGUGGUGGUCAUGCACUAUGGCUUUGCCUCUGUCAUCUACCUCAAGCCCAAGGGUCCCCAGUCUCUGGAAGCAGACACUCUGAUGGGCACCACCUACACAGUCCUCACUCCCUUCCUCAGCCCCAUCAUCUUCAGCCUCAGGAACAAGGAGCUGAAGAAUGCCAUGAAAAAGACCUUCCUUAGCAAACUCUACCCAGAAAAAAUGUGAUUAUCUGGGAGGAAUUCCUUCGAAAUAGCUAAAUUGGGUUACCACAUGCUACCUUUAGAGAUGACACCCUGUAAGCAUGUAAUAACCUAUAUUUGUCUGAUGCUUUAUGGUUUACAAGGACCCUGUAGGCAACAUCCAAAUG
Messenger RNA from Balaenoptera acutorostrata (minke whale), 1090 nucleotides. Its product is annotated as olfactory receptor 10H1. The coding region runs from base 1 to 948 and encodes 315 amino acids. The record is from RefSeq and is a predicted model, not a curated record. NCBI's taxonomy places the organism in Eukaryota, Metazoa, Chordata, Mammalia, Artiodactyla, Balaenopteridae. The transcript has a single exon. Gene Ontology annotation, biological process: G protein-coupled receptor signaling pathway. Gene Ontology annotation, molecular function: olfactory receptor activity; G protein-coupled receptor activity. Gene Ontology annotation, cellular component: membrane.